Peniophora sp. CBMAI 1063 is the source of this 4728-nucleotide messenger RNA. NCBI's taxonomy places the organism in Eukaryota, Fungi, Basidiomycota, Agaricomycetes, Russulales, Peniophoraceae. The record is from the annotation of a GenBank genome assembly.
AUGUCUGCUCCUGGGGCGCACAAGUCAGGUCUCCGCAUAAAUACGGGACCCUCCGGCUCUACUACACCGGAGGUCAUUGCGCGAGAACGGGACACACUCUUGAAGACGAAACAAGCAGAACUCGAUCAAUUAUUUGACCGGCAUGACGACCUGGUCAGAGAGAAGUUCCAUCUAGACCGCUUUGUGACGCUAGUGUCUUAUAAUCACGAGGAAGCCAAAGCGGAUACGUCCGAAGUCUGGCAGAAGUGGAAACAAGAAAAAGGACACGACCUGUUGCAAGAUGCACCGGCCGCUUCAGGCGCGCGUACAACGCGCAGAGCACGUCAGCAGGUUGCCGCGACACUCCACAAUCCUGCGAAUGCGAAGCUUGCUCGUACAGGGUCCUCGUCUUCGUCACCGGUGCCAAACGGAGGCUCGAACAGCCGUAUCUGGGAUGUCCUUUCUGGCGGCAAGCCUUUCAAGAAGGGUUAUGGCAAGCCCAUUCCGUCGCCGCGCGCGGUAGAACCGACGGUGGCAUCGAUAUCCGCACCACUUCCCUUGAAAGGCGGCGAACAUGGCAAAUCGCGCGUCGAAGCUCCGGGUACGCCUACACCCAAACGUCCGAGGGGUCGCCCAAGGAAGAAUCCUCGACCCGCGACUGAGAUGGAAUCUGUCGUGGAUGAUGCUAGCUCGCCUCGCAAACGGCGGAAGACAGAGGCGGUUUUCGUGUCUGUACCUUCAGAACGUAUCAACAUGCCAUUCACACCUCCACCUGCUGCGCCUGUCUCGCGUCAUAGGUCCUACUCUCAAUACACCCCUGGUUCUCAACCGUCUUCUCCAGUAAGACGCGUCAAACUCAUCGUGCGCACUCCGGAGCCAUACUACUCGUCGCCCGCGCAAAAGCCACCACCGCAAGUUCAUGCUGGCUCAUUAUCGGCUGCCUUGGACAGCUUUGACAGCGCAAGGCCGAAAGAAGAUCUGAACGCACAGGCGCGAGCGGAUGCAGCGGUGCUUGAGCGGGUGGCCGCUCUACGCAAAAGUGGCCGUAUGCUUCUCUCCCCGAGCGAAGUGGAAGCCUUAGACCCAGGGGAAGAUGUUGUCCGGGACGUCGACCAGCACCCUCAGCGGACGGUGUGGGACUUUGUCGUGGAGGACGUACGGUUGUGGCAUGAGUCGCACGACUUUGAUACGGGACCGCGCACCGCAGCGACCGUGGCGUCCAAAGUCAAGGGGUAUUGGGAGGCUUACUCUGCCAAGGAGGAUAAGGCGCGACUUAUGGAAGAGAAGAGGCUUCGUGGGUUGGCAAAGGCGACGAUAAAGCUAGUAAUCGGAGAGUGGAAGAAGGCUGUCUAUCAUUUGCGUGAACAGGACAGGCUGCAGAGGGUCGAAGAGGAGAAGCGAUUAGGAAGGGAACAUCUGGACGCGAUCCUUGACCAGUCAGGGCAGAUUCUAGAGUCACAACAUCUAGACCUCGCGCGUACUGGGCGUUCUCGCAGCACGUCGACAGCUGCCUCCCUGCUUGAUGCUUCGGAUGAUGAGGAUGAGGACGACGUUGGCACAGAAGUGGAUGAAGAGGAAGAUGAACUGCAGAACGAAGAAGGGCAAAUGCUGGAUGAAGCCGAGGUCGAGGUUGCCUACGCCGAUGCCGAUACCAAGAUGGGUCUUGCAAGGGACACUUCCAUCCGUAGCUCUACCCUCGAGGCGUCCAUUCGUGAUGGCACCUCAUGGGCUACCGACGGAGACCCCAGUGUGAUUGAUGACGAAGACGACGCGGACGACGAAGAGACGUAUGCUCUUCUCGGCGGACGCCAGACCGUCUAUCAUCCGUCAUCAGGAGAUGCAUCAUAUGAGGCCGAUCCCAUGUCCCCCAGUUCUGACUUGAUAUCUACGCCGUCUAUGGAGGGCGAUUCACUAUCACGGCUUGAGCCGCAGCUCGUCACAUCCCCACUCAUGUACUCUACUGGCCUUGUACAUGGACAUAAUCAUAAUCCAGCCACCCGCCCUCUUGCCUCCCUGGAUGACUUCGAUGCGCCUGUGUUCUUCAAGAGCGGUGACCCCGAGGCAUUUCUCGAACCCACUGUGGAUAAUCCUGUGCAGCCCAGUUCUCUUACACCGCCCAUGCCCAUUGAGUCCGCUUUGGACGGUGACGGCGACGUUAAGAUGAGCUCCGAGCCCGUCUCUUCCCUUGCGUACCCUACCCAACCAUCACCGCCAACCAACGCUCUUACAACCGCACCAGAAGAAUAUGACGAUGAUGGGGCCGAUGAAGAGCUGGAUCCUCGCAUACCUCAUUAUCUUCGGCAAUUCGCGGUAGCGCCGGUGGAUUGGGACCCAAAUGCCCGGGUCAUGCCGCCAUCUCUAUUGCGCGGCGUGCUUCGGCCGUACCAGCACGCAGGUCUGGAGUGGCUCGCAAGUCUUCACACGAGCAAUCUCAACGGCAUCCUGGCAGAUGAGAUGGGUCUAGGGAAGACAAUACAGACUAUAUCGUUGCUCGCUCACCUCGCAUGCGAUCGGGGUAUCUGGGGGCCUCAUCUCAUCAUCGUGCCGACGAGCGUCCUACUCAACUGGGAGAUGGAGUUCAAGAAGUUUCUUCCCGGGUUUCGCGUCCUGGCGUAUCAUGGCUCAACGAAGCGCCGGAAGGAACUGCGCCAGGGCUGGAACGAUAAAUAUCGUUUCAACGUUUGUGUUACCUCCUACAACCUCGCCAGCCGCGACGCGCAUAUCUUCAAACGCAGGUCGUGGUACUACAUGAUCCUCGACGAGGCGCACAUGAUCAAGAACUUUCGGUCGCAGCGCUGGAACGUCUUGCUCAUGUUCAGGUCAUUCCGUCGGUUGUUGCUCACCGGCACGCCCCUGCAGAACAACCUGACAGAACUAUGGGCGCUUCUACAGUUCUUGAUGUCCGGAACGAACUUCGCCAAUCUGAAGGAGUUCGGUGAAUGGUUCGCGAAUCCACUCGAGAAGGCCAUUGAGGAGGGCAAACACCACGACGACGAGACUCAACAGCGCGUCACGAAGCUCCACACCGUCCUGCGCCCCUAUCUCCUUCGCCGUCUCAAACGCGAUGUCGAGAAGGAGCUUCCCAGCAAAUACGAGCAUCUUGUGUUAUGCCCAUUGUCCAAACGUCAACGCUUCCUCUACGACGAGUUCAUGUCGCGUGCGGACACGCAGCACAACCUCACCUCCGGCGACUACUGGAAUAUCGCGAACGUCCUCAUGCAGCUCCGCAAGGUCUGCAAUCACCCCGAUCUUUUCGAAGCCCGACCCGUCAAGACCAGUUUCGCAGUGACUCGCGCCGCCGUGGUGGACUUUGAGAUCAAGGAACUCCUUGUCCGCCGCACGUUGCUACAAGACAAUGCUGCGCAGAUGGUUAACUUGGCUGUGUUCGGCUUUCACUUCUCCGCUUCAUACAACACCUCCCUCUUCGCGGCUGUUGAGAGACGACGACUCGAUGGCACGAACUUCUUUCCCUUCAGCGCAGAGUUGGAAUCGCCUCCUCCCCAUGAUGUCCGCACUACCGAAGGCUUCAAGCGUCACCGCGACUACCAACUGCGUGCAGCCAGUGUGGCUCGCUGGACACACAUCGCGUAUCUCAACCGUUUGCGCUGUGCUGAAGAGCCUAUCAUUGGUAGCGAACUCAUCGCCACCGUGCGAAACAUGGCGCAGCCAAUCUUACCUGUCUCGGCAGUCGACCAUCGACAUGGCUAUCUCAAUCGAGUGCUCGCCGUUAAUCGUGCCGUCAAGUCUAUUGAGGAGCGUGCGGAAGAUAUGGCGCCUUUCGUGGACCGGUUCGCGUUCGCGACACCUCCGGUUGUCGCACUCGGGAUGCAUCAUUACGCACUCGUCGGCGCUGAAGAUGAUAUCUCCGCACUAUCCUCCAAAGCGUCUUUCGAUGCGACCUUACAUCGCGCAGCUGUCAGGCUGCAAGUCGAAUUUCCCGACCGAUCGCUACUUCAAUACGACUGCGGGAAAUUACAGCGACUAGCAGAACUGCUCCGGAUUCGAAAGGAUGGCGGACACCGUGUGCUUAUCUUCACGCAGAUGACGCGAAUCCUCGACAUCCUUGAGCAGUUCCUCACCUUCCACGGCUGGUUGUACCUCCGCCUGGACGGCGGCACGAAGAUAGAAGACAGGCAGUACAUCACCGAGCGCUUCAAUUCAGAUUCUCGCGUCUUCUGCUUCAUCGCAUCCAGCAGGUCGGGUGGUGUCGGUAUCAACUUGACGGGCGCGGACACUGUCAUCUUCUACGAUAGCGACUUCAACCCUCAGAUGGAUAAGCAGUGUGAGGAUCGCGCUCAUCGUAUCGGUCAAACCCGGGACGUGCAUAUAUAUCGCUUCAUCUCUCAGCACACUGUUGAAGAGGCUAUGCUACGCAAAGCGAAUCAAAAGCGCUCGCUUGACGAUCUCGUCAUCCAGAAGGGGGAAUUCGACUGGAGAUCUUUGUUCGGAAAUGCUACUGAGGGCGACGACUUCGUGCGCGCUCUGGAGGACUAUGCUGAUGCAGAAGACGUUCAGGCGGCGCAGAUCGCAGCACGUGAGGCUGGCGAACUGGAGGGCGCCGAUAAAUCCGACUUCGGUGAGGACAAGAAGGACAGCGUCGAGGUGUCGGAGACCCCAGUCGACGGCCUGGAUGCCCACGAUGACGAGGGAGGAGACGCGGAUGAAGAAGAAGAAGGGGGAUCGACGGUUGAGUAUAUGUUAGCCUUUAUCCAACGGGAUGCCGAGCACUUCUCAGAGUGGCGUUUGUAA